Messenger RNA from Penicillium antarcticum, 1605 nucleotides. Its product is annotated as serine/threonine protein kinase SAT4. Gene Ontology annotation, biological process: intracellular signal transduction; intracellular monoatomic cation homeostasis; protein phosphorylation. NCBI's taxonomy places the organism in Eukaryota, Fungi, Ascomycota, Eurotiomycetes, Eurotiales, Aspergillaceae. The transcript has 2 exons. Bases 1 to 1605 code for a protein of 534 amino acids. The record is from RefSeq and is a predicted model, not a curated record. Gene Ontology annotation, molecular function: ATP binding; protein serine/threonine kinase activity.
AUGACUCCACCUUCUCCCUCACCUGUGCCGUCCGCAGUCUCCUCCGCCGCCGCUUCACAACAUUCGCACGACCCUCGGGAUGGCGAUGCUUCGGUAACACGCGCCCUCGCGGGCAUGACUCUGUCCGCUCAUCCCAACGGGGAUGUGCUCCCCUCGCCGGCUCUCUCCCCCGGCAAACCAACCAAAGCAACCAUGGCCUCUCGCCUGACUCGUAUGUUUUCCAGCACGGGGAAAUCUACUCCGCCUCCCCACGAUGUGCACCGGGAUCUAUCCGACAGCAGCCUAGAAAGCAUUCAUCCAGCCAGCGGCAAAGAGAAGCCGUCUUCGAAACCUCCCUCCCAACCAAACUCCAGGCCUCCUUCUAGACCUCCUUCACGAGGUGCUAACUCCCGAACCCCAUCCCGAAACCCUUCACUCAAGAGCGAGCCUGUGGCGCAUUCUGAUAAAAAGAAGACCGAGGACAAGAAAUCCAAAGAUGGAGCUGCUCCUGCCCACAAGCGGUUCGAGGUCUUGCCGGAACACCUUGGCAACCAUUCGCAUCAUCUCCGCAGUGCCAGACGGCAGGAGAAGCUGACGGACCUCCUGCGCGAUAUGCUGGGAGGUCGGAAAAAGGACGAUCAGGUCGAUGAGCAGCAGUUGUCGCUCAUGUCGACCUGGAUUGACCAAUUCAAGACCGAGCGUGAUAAGCUGGCGGCUGAUAAGAAGGGUGGUCCGAACGCCACUGCUUCAUUGGUCGACAAGUACGGCAAGUGCCAGGAGAUUGUCGGCCGUGGUGCCUUCGGUAUCGUUCGCAUCUCGCACAAAGUUGAUCCUCAAGAUUCCAAGUGCGAACAGCUCUACGCCGUGAAAGAAUUUCGCCGUCGCCCACAGGAAACCACCAAGAAGUACCAAAAGCGACUCACUUCGGAAUUCUGCAUCUCAUCGUCGCUUCGUCACCCUAACGUCAUUCAUACCUUGGACCUCCUACAAGACGCCAAAGGCGAUUACUGUGAAGUCAUGGAAUAUUGCGCCGGCGGUGACCUCUACACUUUGGUUCUUGCUGCCGGCAAGCUCGAAGUCGCCGAAGCAGACUGCUUCUUUAAACAGUUGAUGCGUGGUGUGGAAUACAUGCACGAGAUGGGUGUUGCCCACCGCGAUCUCAAACCCGAGAAUUUGCUCUUAACUACCCAUGGUGCCCUCAAGAUCACCGAUUUCGGCAAUGGUGAAUGCUUCCGCAUGGCUUGGGAAAAGGAAGCCCACAUGACAGCCGGACUCUGCGGCUCAGCACCUUACAUCGCGCCCGAGGAAUACGUCGAGCGGGAAUUCGACCCUCGUGCAGUUGAUCUCUGGGCCACCGGUGUCAUCUACAUGGCCAUGCGAACAGGUCGCCAUCUGUGGCGUGUAGCGCGGAAGGACGAAGAUGAAUUCUACCAACGCUACCUUGACGGCCGUAAACACGAGGAUGGAUACGCCCCUAUUGAGACCUUGCAUCGGGCUCGUUGCCGUAACGUGAUCUACUCCAUUCUCGACCCCAACCCAUCCCGCCGCAUCAAUGCCUCACAGGUCCUUAAAUCAGAAUGGGUCCGUCAGAUCAAGCUGUGCAAGGCCGGCGAGGAGGGCUUCUAA